CCAGUUAAAAGUCUUGGAAGAGCCAAUACCUCUUUGCCAUCACCUUCAUUGCAGGAUCUGUCUGGUGUUGAAUCUUUUUAAGCUCUUUAGUUUAUUUAAAUAUUUAAACCGUUUUUGUGUGAUGUGUUUUGAAUUUUGUCAGUAAUCUUAACUUGCAACGUUUCUUGAAUAAUUGUAGGUACAACGUAUUAUUGUGAAAUGAUCUUACAUUCUCUUAGUGUAUCUGGCACAUAUCUGUUGUGCCAGAUGCACAGACUGGAAGUAUUUAUUUGCUAAAAUUUGGUAACACGCACCAAAUAGUGACAUUUGUAUCUGAGUUUUGCAAACCUUCUGAGUUCAUUUUUAAAUAUCAUUCAAAGUUGUUCUAUUUUAUGUCCGGCCCAAUCAAAACUAUUCAGUAAUUAGUAAAUAACUAACAAACUGACUAAAUGAUAACUAUUACUUGUAAGCUGAUUUAAAAGUUAUUUUUCUCACUUUGACUCACGUGAGUGACUUAAAACAAAUUCCAGCCUUAAAUAUAUCGCAUAUGAAACUAUAUUUUUACUUUUACUAAGUGGAGUAAAGGUAUCUAAAGCUAAAUAUUGAAAACGAUGACAAAGUACUGUGACCACAGGAGGCAGUCUGUUCAACACAAAGACGAGCAAACGGUGCAGAUGAGAACUGUUCUCGGCUCGUGCUGCCUUCACUUGCACCAACAGCGACAUUUAGACUGUCUGUACCACCAUUUAUAUGUAAUGUUGCUGCCUAAAGAAAAGCGGUUUCAGAUGUUGGUUAGUAUUAAUAAUGACAGAAAGUAGUCACAUUGAUGUUAUUUUCAAAUAGACACUGAUAUUCGCUACUUGUUAAACCUCCGACGUUGGAUAUCACGAGCGGACCCUGAAGGCAGCACGUCAUCCGCCGCGUGCGCUCCCGACAGCUCCAGCCACUGUCAGUUAACGACAAUGAGAGGGAACCCGAAAACUCGCUGUGUGAGUUCAGGCGUGUCUCAGAAAGGGGAGAGCUCAACCGGGUGAUAAUUUUUUAGAACUUCCACCGGUUAUGGCAGCUUUUGGUGGAGCCACGCCGCGAAGCUGAAGAAGAAAACCACCUUUAAGGCAUGAUGCUGUGACCAACAUGUAUCGACACUGUAGUUGUGUCUGCAUCGUGUGGACCAACCCAGCUGCCAGCCCCCCAGUGAACUCUGACCCCCCAGGUGCCAUCUGACUCAGGGAUACGAUGGGACUCCUCUCCUUUCACCACGGCCCACUCUUCUUCGUCUUCUUUUUCCUCCUCCUCCUGUGCUACCCCUGCAUUUCCAUCAGGCCUCAAGUUCUCGAGCGAUCGUCUGCGUCUGAACAACCUGAGUCUUCUGACAACUCCACAGAGUCUGAAAAGAGGACAUGUACAGGUGUCGUGGUGUGUAAACCCGGCAUCCUGCUGCCAGUCUGGGAGCCUCUCAACCCUCCAGUUGGGGAACAAGCAGGGAGGGCGAUUGUGUACUUCCUUUCUCUCAUGUACAUAUUCCUUGGAGUAUCCAUCAUUGCAGACCGCUUCAUGGCAUCCAUAGAAGUCAUUACAUCUCAGGAGAAGGAGGUGACCAUUACCAAACCUGAUGGGGAAACCACGGUGAAAACCGUGCGGGUCUGGAAUGAAACCGUGUCCAACCUGACACUCAUGGCCCUGGGCUCCUCCGCACCAGAGAUCCUGCUCUCUGUUAUUGAGGUGUGUGGGCACAACUUCAAUGCCGGGGAGCUCGGCCCAGGCACCAUAGUGGGAAGUGCGGCCUUUAACAUGCUUGUGAUAAUUGGUCUGUGUGUGUCAGUAAUUCCAGAUGGACAGUCUCGCAAGAUCAAACACCUGCGAGUGUUUUUUAUCACAGCUUUCUGGAGCAUCUUUGCAUACAUUUGGCUCUACCUCAUUCUGGCCGUCAUCUCCCCAGGGAUUGUUGAGGUUUGGGAAGCUGUAGUAACACUGCUGUAUUUUCCCAUCUGUGUGAUGUUGGCUUGGAUCGCUGACCGCCGCCUGCUCUUUUACAAAUACAUGCAUAAGAGAUACCGUGCCGACAAGAGGCAUGGGAUUGUGGUGGAAAUGGAGGGGGACGAUUCCCCCAAAGGCAUUGAUGUUAUCAUGGACGGAAAGCUGUCAGACGGCAGUCCAGGCCCUGGAAACUCCUCUAGUGUGACGGUGUCCGUGCAGACAGGCAGUGAGCUGGACCAUAACAAAGAUGAGGUAGUCCGCAUCUUGAAAGAUCUGAAGGAGAAGCAUCCAGAUAAAGACCUGGACCAGCUGAUCGAGAUGGCCAACUACUCUGCCCUGGUCCACCAGAAGAAGAGUCGUGCCUUUUAUCGUGUCCAAGCAACACGGAGGAUGAUCGGUGCUGGAAACAUCUUAAAGAAGCACGCAGCAGAUCAGAAGCGGCGCGCGCUGGGACAGGAUGCGGACAAAGCGACGUGCUCACAUAUCUGUUUUGAAAGUGUCCAGUACCAAUGCACGGAGAACUGCGGCUCUGUGACCCUUUGGGUGGUCCUCGAUGGAGGCACAGGCCAAAACACGUUCUACGUGGAUUACUGUACAGAAAACGGAUCUGCCAACGCUGGAUCAGACUAUGAGUUUAACAAGGGAACUCUGACAUUCAAACCAGGGGAAACCCGAAAAGAGAUCAAGGUGGGGAUUUUGGAUGACGACAUCUUUGAAGAGGAUGAACAUUUCUUUGUGCAUCUUCAGAAUCUGAGGUUAGAGGAGGGAGGGAGCGAAGGGACUGGUUCUCCGCCCAAGGCCAGACUGGUGGAACCUCUGCUGGCCACAGUUACUAUACUGGACGAUGACCAUGCUGGGAUCUUUACCUUUGGGCAGCAGGUGCUGCGAGUGAGCGAGAGCACCGGUGUGCUGACAGUGACCGUGUUGAGGAACUCGGGCUCCAGGGGCACAGUAGCUGUGCCGUACCAUACUGAGGAUGGUAGUGCCAAGGCUGGAGUGGACUAUGAGGAGGCCAGAGGGGAAGUGGAAUUCACCAAUGAACAGACAAGUCAGUCAUUACAGAUAUGCAUUUUAAAUGUGGAGGAGUACGAAAAGCAGGAAAACUUCUUCGUUGUGCUUGAAGACCCCAAGUGGCUGAAGAGAGGAAUUUCUGCUCUACUACUGAACCAGGGUAAUCCAACUCCUGAGGAGGAAGAGGCCAGGAGGAUUUCUGAGAUGGGCAAACCUAUUCUAGGAGAGCACAGCAGACUAGAAGUCAUCAUACAAGAAGCCUGUGAUUUUAAGACUCCCAAUGGAGUCAUAGACCAGAACACUGUGGAUCAACUCCUCCAGGACACAAAUCUAGCAGAAGUGAUUGGGACUCACUCAUGGAAAGAGCAGUUCAUUGGAGCAGUCACAGUGAGCGCAGGUGAUGAUGACGAGGAGGGACAGGAGCAAAGAACGCCCAACUGCUUUGACUAUUUUAUGCACAUACUUUGCGUUUUCUGGAAAAUCUUAUUUGCUUUUGUCCCGCCCACCGAGUACUGGAACGGCUGGGCGUGCUUUAUUGUGUCCAUCUCUGUCAUCGGCCUCCUAACCGCCAUCAUCGGAGACCUGGCGUCGCAUUUUGGCUGCACUGUUGGCCUCAAAGACUCUGUGACUGCUGUGGUCUUUGUGGCGCUGGGGACUUCACUUCCUGACACCUUUGCCAGUAAAGUGGCUGCCACUCAGGACCAGUAUGCAGACGCGUCCGUGGGGAACGUGACGGGAAGCAACGCAGUCAACGUGUUUCUGGGCAUUGGCCUGGCCUGGUCCGUGGCUGCGGUAUACUGGGAGGUGAAAGGGAAGGUCUUCCGCGUCGACCCUGGUUCCCUGGCCUUCUCGGUCACACUCUUCACUAUUUUUGCGUUCUUCAGCAUGGGUGUGCUGAUGCUACGCAGGAGGCCGUCCAUAGGAGGCGAACUCGGCGGUCCGAGGAUUUCCAAGGUCCUCACCUCGCUGCUCUUCUUCGGACUCUGGUUCCUGUACAUCCUCUUCUCCAGCCUGGAGGCCUAUUGCCAUAUACAAGGAUUCUGAGAGAGUCAUAAGGUCACACUUACAGACACGGAACUGUGACAGUAACUACCAAUAGGAAUCCAUCACCCUCACCGUUUGACUCCUGCUGCCAUGGUUCAAAACAUAUACACAACGUGUGACUGUUCCAGUCAGUAGGACUCUUUGUCACAAUACAACUUCAUUUCUUUUAAAUAUAUUAGAUUAUAGUUAACUGCACUAUGCAUGAAGGGUAUAGGCAGACAAAUAUUUCUGAUCAUUAAAAUAAUGCUUUUAAUUCACAUCCAGACAUAAAGUUGGGCAUUGUCUCCACUCACACGUACAAAGCCAAGGACUCUGGUAACAUGUAAAAUGUGGUUUGCACAGAGCAUGAAUUCAGUGCAGAUCGGAUUAUUUACGUUGUAUCCAAACAAUGAGCAUUGUUUCAAGGCACUUUACAAGAUAAACAUCCAAUUUAUAUACAGAAAUGUACGGAAGCCCUGAAAGGCAAUCGGAAAUAAAUUGUUUUUUUGAAGAUCCAUUUUCUAAAUCUGACCAAAUUUUCUUUUUCUCUUGACUUUAAAAGUCAAGUGGAAGUGAAAAAGUCUUUUGGGGGAAGAGGGGUUCGCAUGGAAUGUUUAUAUGCAGUCAUUUCAAUCAAAUCAUGUAGACAGAGACAAAUUUAAUUACAAAUAUUCUUAUGCACGAUAGAAACCAGUGAUUAUGUAAGAGAAACAUUCGUAGCUAAUGAUAAUCAAAGAGAAAUGGCUUGAUUAAAAGUCCAAGGCUUUUGCCAAAAGAAGACAUCCUAAUUGAUCCAUGAUGGGAAUCUAAUCACGACCGAUCAGAAGUUCUUGUAUUUUGAAACAUUCCUAAUGACUCUACGGAAAUACAGUAGCUGAGAACAGACAGCACAGGAAAAUCGGGUUUGAACCAUUCAUUUCAUGCAGAUGCAGCCUGUUUGGAAGAGUUUCUCACUCUGAACGGAUCCUUAUUAAGAACUGGAUCUUUGAGGAAUACAUUUACACAACAUGUAUUUCACUGGAUUCAAUCAGGGGCUAAAAGAAAGUAAACAACUACAGGUAAAGUUAAAAGAUGUGAAGUUCAUCACUUUCUCAGGCUGCAAGACUCUGACGCUGCUCACAACCAUUAAUAAGCUACUUGGUUCAUACAUGCAAGUGUAUUUCAUUUCACAGUCAGGGUGGGAACACAUGUACCUGUAGAAAUGGCAAGAAGAAAAUGCACCCUCUAAAGUCUGUGGCUUUCCACUCCAAAAACACUGGACAGUCCAGUGUUUUGUUUUCUAAUUCACUUUAUUUGCUACACAUUGCACCAAUUAUACAUUAAAAGCCUAUAAAUGAUAGAGGGUGUACUUUUUAAAUUAUGAUUGUAAACUCAGUCAUCUGCAUUCACUCAUCAUGUAUGUCAUUAAUACUGAGCUUUAAAGUAUGUAUUUGAACUAUUUUUUUUCAAGGGUGGAAUAAUUCUACAAAAAAAAUGUAACAAUAAAAAAAGGACUAGGUGCCCAAGUUUUAAUUGAUUGUGGAUUUUUCUUAAACCACACUGGUCAUGAAUAUGAAAACAAGCUCAAAUAUAUUCAUACACCCUAAGUAAUAUAUGAAUGAAUGUCCCAGUCUUGGUGUCCCUCAGCCUGAAUUAUUUUCUUUAUCUGAUGCUAAAUUUGACCGGCCCUUUGCGCAACUAUACAAAUAAAAAAAUGUGCAGAAUAUUUAAAAGAUGGGUGAAGCCAAGAAAAACCAAUACAUGUAAAUUAAUUCUACAAUUUCUUGUAAAAAGAACUGUAAAAUAAAUGGUGACCCAGAGCAGAAUAAUAAUGAUUUAUAUGAUUUAUACAUGUAAAAGUCUGACUGUCUCUACAUAUCCACUGAUCUAUUAUUUAUACCCACUUAUUAAAACUAAGAUGGAAAUAAAGAGUUAAUUUAUUCUGAAAUUAUUUCAUGGUUGUUCUCAAAUCAUCUUUGUCCACAGCAAUGAUAUUCUUAAUUGUUUUUGAUAAUCAUAGGUUAUUUAUAUUUAGCAACUUAUUCCCUUCAACUCUCCAUUUAUUGGAAGCAACUGAUUCAAUGAAAUGUCUAUCUGCAGAGAUACAGAUGUCAGCUGACCAAGCAGCAAAUGAACUGGUAUCUGGCGCCAUCUUGUGUAAAUUACAAGCAACUGCAGCAUAAUGAUAGCUAGAUAGAUAGAUAGAUAGAUAGAUAGAUAGAUAGAUAGAUAGA
Molecule: messenger RNA, 6203 nt
Organism: Poecilia reticulata (guppy)
Lineage: Eukaryota; Metazoa; Chordata; Actinopteri; Cyprinodontiformes; Poeciliidae
Gene: slc8a2a
Product: solute carrier family 8 member 2a
Biological process (GO): calcium ion import across plasma membrane; cell communication; sodium ion transmembrane transport
Cellular component (GO): sarcolemma; postsynapse; axon
Molecular function (GO): calcium:sodium antiporter activity
Source: RefSeq, a predicted model, not a curated record